Molecule: messenger RNA, 483 nt
Organism: Chaetomium fimeti
Lineage: Eukaryota; Fungi; Ascomycota; Sordariomycetes; Sordariales; Chaetomiaceae
Product: RmlC-like cupin domain-containing protein
Exons: 3
Coding region: 1-483 (160 amino acids)
Source: RefSeq, a predicted model, not a curated record
AUGCCGAUCCGCGGCCCAGUCCACGCCAAGCUCCACAAAAAGGACGCUGCCGAAACCCUCCGUGUCGGCCCCUUGACCAUCCGCAUUUACGAGGAUGGCUCUCUGACCGAGAACCGGGUCAGUGGUGUGCUGCUCGAGAUACCCGCCGGAAAGAGCGGCCCGCCGAUGCACUGGCACCGGUUCCACGACGAGUUGUUUCUCGUUACCAAGGGGGCCAUGACAUUCGUCACGCCAGACGGCGAGGUGGCGGCUUCGGCGGGUGACCUCAUGACUGUUCCUCCCGGGGCGGUGCACACGUUCAAGAAUGCGUCUGACACGGAGGACUGUGAGUGUUAUAUGACUGCUACGCCAGGGCACUAUGUGGAUUACUUUCGGAUGUUGGGCAAGGCGACGGAGGCUGGGAAGCAGCUCACUUCGGGUGAUGUUGAGCAUCUGAUGGCUUUAUUUGGCACAUUCCCUCCGAAUGUUGAGUCGGAGCCUUAA